GGAAAUUUUAUCCUAAUUUCCCAAAACCAGCAGCAAAAUCAUAUGUCGAUAUCUAGAGUUCCAUAUUUGGAAGCUAGUAAAAAACUUAGUAGGUGCUUGGAUGGAACGGUGUCACCUUCCUCUUUUAGGGUGAAAAGAAAGGAAAAAGUUAGAGAGCAAUCGAUGUAACUUUCAGUAAUGCUUUGAACAUCCAAGGUUUCCAUGUUCUUCGUACAUCUAGAGCUGAUUCCCUACCGCAGCUGUUGAUGCAUGCGAUCCCCCGCGCAAGAGGAGAAUCCGAUCUUAACCCAAAUUCAAGAAUCCUGGAGAGAAUGAAUGCAGCCCCAGAUUUGAUUCCAUAACAAUAACCAAGAACUUAAAUGCAUAUCCAUUUAUAACGUAAAGAACCAUCUCCAUUCACUCACAUCAUCGUCAUCGUCCUCGUCCUCGCCUGGUCCUGAGGAUGAUGAUGCAGAUCUUUAUAUCUAAGAUGAUCAUGCCGGGGCUCUUGGCGUUGCUGCUGCUCCUCCUUUCGUCCCUGCUAUCGGUGAGAGGAGGAGAAUCGUACGCGGCGAUCAACUGCCGGAAGCACACCGCGUCGCUGGUGGAUUUCGGGGGCGUCGGGGACGGGAAGACGUCGAACACGGAGGCGUUCAGGCGGGCAGUCGCGAACCUGAGCGCGCACGCGGCGGACGGCGGGGUGCAGCUGGUGGUGCCGGAGGGGAAGUGGUUGACGGGGAGUUUCAAUCUCACCAGCCACUUCACGCUCUACCUCGAGAAAGACGCCACCAUUCUCGCAUCCCAGGAUGAAUCGGAAUGGCCGCAAGUGGCUGUCUUGCCCUCGUACGGGAGAGGAAGAGAUGCUCCUGGUGGACGGUUCAGCAGUCUAAUUUUCGGUACAAAUCUCACCGACGUAGUGAUCACAGGAAAUAACGGUACCAUAGACGGGCAGGGUGCUUACUGGUGGGACAAGUUCAAGAAAGAAGAACUGAACCUGACUCGACCUUACCUUAUCGAAAUCAUGUACUCGGAUCAGGUCCAGAUAGCUUAUCUUACUUUGGUCAAUUCUCCGUCGUGGUUCGUUCAUCCAAUUUACAGCAGCAAUGUCUUCGUCCAAGGGCUGACCAUCCUCGCUCCAGUUGAUUCUCCAAAUACUGAUGGAAUAGACCCUGAUUCAUGCACAAACGUCCGAAUUGAGGAUUGCUACAUAGUGUCCGGCGAUGAUUGCAUUGCAAUCAAGAGUGGCUGGGACCAGUACGGGAUUAAGUUCGGAAUGCCGACGAAACACAUGAGCAUAAGACGGCUUACUUGCAUUUCUCCGGACAGUGCCACAAUAGCUCUUGGCAGCGAGAUGUCUGGUGGAAUCCAAGACGUUAGAGCUGAGACUAUCCUGGCCAUCAACACCCAAUCGGGUGUCAGAAUCAAAACCGCUCCUGGAAGAGGAGGCUAUGUCAAGGACAUUUUCGUGAAGGGGAUGAUCAUGAAGACCAUGAAGUACGUGUUUUGGAUGACUAGUACCUAUAAUUCCCACCCCGACCCGGGGUACGAUCCCAAGGCGCUACCUGUGAUUCAAGGAAUAAAUUACAGAGACAUGGUGGCUGAAAAUGUGACUUAUUCGGCUAGACUUGAAGGAAUAGAAGGAGAUCCUUUUACUGGGAUCUGCAUUUCGAAUGUCAAUAUCAGCUUGACCGAAAAACCAAAAGAACUACAGUGGAACUGCACAGACAUAGCGGGAGUCACAAGCAACGUCACUCCCACGGCUUGUGAUCUGUUGCCCGAGAAGAAACCGGCGAUAGACUGUCCUUUUCCUACUGAUAGGCUGCCAAUUGAGGAUGUGGAGAUGAAAAUGUGUUCUGUUCCUCACAACUAUGUUCGCUAAGUGUUUGUCGAGUUUGAAGAGUGAUGCUUCACAAGAAACUGUCCACAAACUUGAAUUUCUGUUUUAUUCCGUCUUCCUUUGAUCCGUGCAACUGUGCAGGAUCAUAAAUGAUAUUAUCUACAAGGAGAAUUUAGCAGGAUAAUUUGUCUGUUUA
Messenger RNA from Syzygium oleosum, 2012 nucleotides. Its product is annotated as probable polygalacturonase. Gene Ontology annotation, molecular function: polygalacturonase activity. NCBI's taxonomy places the organism in Eukaryota, Viridiplantae, Streptophyta, Magnoliopsida, Myrtales, Myrtaceae. The record is from RefSeq and is a predicted model, not a curated record. The transcript is spliced from 6 exons. Gene Ontology annotation, biological process: carbohydrate metabolic process. Bases 443 to 1858 code for a protein of 471 amino acids.